Messenger RNA from Brassica oleracea var. oleracea, 905 nucleotides. RefSeq names its product 50S ribosomal protein L19-2, chloroplastic. The record is from RefSeq and is a predicted model, not a curated record. The transcript is spliced from 5 exons. Bases 71 to 730 code for a protein of 219 amino acids. Gene Ontology annotation, cellular component: ribosome. NCBI's taxonomy places the organism in Eukaryota, Viridiplantae, Streptophyta, Magnoliopsida, Brassicales, Brassicaceae. Gene Ontology annotation, molecular function: structural constituent of ribosome. Gene Ontology annotation, biological process: translation.
GAGCUAAAGCGCUGAAGCUGAUAAGGCUUGGUUACUCUGCUUUUCCCAAGUAGUACUGGGUUGUGCAAACAUGGCGACGAGCUCUCAUCUUCUUGUUCCUCAGGCACUGCACAUGAUUCCGAGAAUCCCUACUAAGAAUCUAGGUGUUUCUUCAUUUAUACUAUCAGUGAACUCUCGGAUUUCAGUUUCUAGGGUUUCUCUAAAACACUCCAUCUCGAACUUUGGCUUCGCAAUGGAUUCCAGGAAGAGAAGGGAGUUUGUCGCUAAAGCCGAAGAGAGCACUGAAGGUGAAGACACUGAAGCAGUUUCGGAGGAUGUUGCUGAAACAGUAGAAGCCACUGAGGUGGAGGAAGAUAAACCUCCGUGGAAGCCAAGGACUAAGCUCGGAGAUGUCAUGGGGAUACUGAACCAGAAAGCAAUUGAGGUUUCAGAGAAAGUAAGACCGGUUCCAGAGAUUAGGACAGGGGACAUUGUAGAGAUCAAACUGGAAGUUCCUGAGAACAGACGUAGGCUAUCCAUCUACAAAGGGAUAGUGAUGUCUAGGCAAAACGCAGGCAUCCACACUACUAUUCGUAUCCGGAGAAUCAUUGCAGGCAUCGGUGUUGAAAUCGUUUUUCCUAUAUACUCGCCCAACAUAAAGGAGAUAAAAGUGGUGAGUCACAGGAAAGUGAGAAGAGCAAGGCUUUACUAUCUCAGGGACAAACUUCCUCGUCUCUCUACUUUUAAAUGAGGACCAGUCUUGUGCUGUAUUCAACCUCCAAAGGUAGACUCUUGUCUCCACCCUCUUCUUUGUAAGAAUUGUUUGUUUGUUUGUUUGCUUGCUUGUCUUUUGGAUUUUGUUACUCUUCAUGUAAUAUUACAGUGACAUUUGAGAAAAGUAAAUCAAAAUGUUUGGUGAGGCUCCC